GCACAAAUUGCUUUAUAACGAAAGAACUCAAGGGCCUUUGGCGUCACUGGGUGUCGCUCCCUUCCUCCCUCAGUGAAACCAGUCGGAGAAGAAGCCAUGGAUUUCAGUCGCCUACAAGAGGCUUUAGCCUCCAAAUCGUACGCCAAGAUCGCUACUAUCUGUGAUGACCUAAUGCUUCAGGUCGCAGCUGAAGGUGUCGCGUUUCAGGAUGAAUGGCCGUACGCGAUUCACCUCCUUGGCCACAUUUAUGUGGAUGAUAUCAACAGCGCACGGUUCCUCUGGAAAUCAAUACCUUCAGCAAUAAAAGAGUCCCAGCAGGAAGUGGUUGCGGCGUGGAGAAUUGGUCAGAGAUUAUGGACACGGGAUUAUGCUGGCGUGUAUGAGGCUAUUCGUGGGUUUAGUUGGAGUCCAGACGCUCAGGGGCUUGUUGCCACAUUCGCAGAUCUUUACACCAAGAGGAUGUUUCAGCUAUUGCUGUCUGCUUAUUCAACAAUAAGCAUUCUAGACACUGCUCUCUUUCUGGGAAUGAAUGAAGAUGACGCUAUGAAUUAUGUAGUACAUCAAGGUUGGAUUUUGGAUCCCACUUCUGGAAUGCUAACUGUGAAGAAGCAGGCUGUUGUGAGUGAGCAGAAACUGGAUCCCACUAAACUUCAGCGCUUGACGGAGUAUGUCUUCCAACUUGAACAUUGAACAUACUCGAAAAAUUGGAGUUGUGAAAAAUCUUUUUGCAUAGAUGUUUUACUCGGAUACUAGUUGGGGUCGUUGACUCGUGAUUAUUAUUUUGGUUAAUUUUUUUUUUUUUUGAAUGGACCCCAUUAUUAUUUUUUCCUGUGAGGAUUUUGAAGUUGAAAAAGACUCUCAUUGGACGGAUAAUAUGGUUUUGGUAGAUGUACUUAUGCAAUAGUUGGUUCCAA
Molecule: messenger RNA, 914 nt
Organism: Tripterygium wilfordii
Lineage: Eukaryota; Viridiplantae; Streptophyta; Magnoliopsida; Celastrales; Celastraceae
Product: COP9 signalosome complex subunit 8-like
Exons: 5
Coding region: 97-690 (197 amino acids)
Biological process (GO): COP9 signalosome assembly; protein deneddylation
Cellular component (GO): COP9 signalosome
Source: RefSeq, a predicted model, not a curated record